GCGCCUCACGGGGCGCUGGGCUGCACUGUUCGGGGGCCAGGCUGCCCGCACUUCUGCAGAGGACUGCCCGAGACACCGCCCCAAUGGCCGACGACGACGACGACGCCGCGACGACGCCCCUGCCACCGGUGCGGAGCCUCUCCCCACCAACAGAAGCAGAGGCUCCCGCUCCCGCCGCCGCGACGACGCCGCCGCUGCCCCCCGUCGUCCGCAAGAAGUCCUUACUGCCGGCCUGGCUUCUCGAAUCCCAGCGGUCGCUCGACGCCGUCGCGGCCUCGCAAGGAGAAGCGCGAGCUGGUAUUGAGAGACUGCGGACCUCGCUCAAGUGUUUUGAUGCGCUCGUCAAGGAACGAGACGCGCCUCCACCAGAACCCGUCGACGAGGCGCCCGAGGUCGUGCCCGAGCGCGGUCCACACACCGUCGAUGAUGAUUGUGGGACGUACGUGUGUCAAUUUCUGGAGGGUGAUUCUCUACUGAUAUAUGCGCGCUGUUCUUCGUCCACAAAACGGUGGAUGGACGAAAGUGUCGGCGACGCGGUCUGGCGGUCUCUCUUUCGUAGAGACCAGCUCGAGCGGUGCCCUUGGUUGGCAUCAGAUGAAAAUGAUGAUGAGAAGAGCUGCGUUUUGAGAAGCGCAGCUGUGGCCGGUCUCGCUCUGAAAUUUGUGCAGGAGUUCGGCGGGGAGAUAUCUUCACGUAGAAGAUCGGACAUCGAGCCCCGGACACUUUCAAGUAGAAGACGCGGCGAGGUGUCGCAUCCCCUGCCGGGUGCUGGCGCGUUUGCGGGCGACGUCGUUGCUAGGGUGCAUUCGCUGGGCGCGGAAGGUAGAAAACGCGCAUUACCAGCACUGGAAGCUUGUUGCCUCGCGGCGUGCGCGCACUGGUCGGUGGGUGCUUCUCGUUUAGUUGAUGCGGGCGGCGUCGCGCUCUUUGUGGCCUUCUUAUCCAACGAACUCGGUGCCUUGCGCGGGCUCGCGGCGGCUACUUUAGCUAAUCUGAUCUGUUGUGCCCAACGGCAGGACGCGGUGUUGGACCAGCUGCGAGCGUGCGAUGCGCGGCGACCCUUAGCGGCGUUAUUGUCCUCGCCGACAGCUAGAGUGGCCCUCCACAUCCCGUCGCGGCCCUUCGCUCACUUAAAUGCCUCAUCUCCCCAGCAGCGCAUGCGCCAGGCCGCCCAGGCUCAGGCCGACUUGAGAAGGAGGGAGCGCGACUCGUACUGCCAGGCUCCUGGGUGUCGAGCCGCCGCUCGCGCAUUGAACAACUUGAUGCUGCCCCAUCACAGUAUUGCUUUACCACCGGACACCUUCUCGACAACAGAUGAGUCUGCUUUCCUCUCCACGAAUGAAUUUGAGUUCAUAUGCCACCACUCGAGUGGCAGUCUCAGAGAUUGUGCCCCAAUAACGCUGACGAUCGACGACGACGAGAUCAGUGGCCGCGGCAUGGAUUCACUCGGCGAUUUUAGUGUCAGAGGCACGGCGAAGCGCGAUAGCUUGGGUGCCAAAGUGUUGCAUUUUUCGAAGACGUACGGGACGGAGUUCGAGGCGCGAGCUGGAAGAUCCGGCCACGUCGCGCACGUGUUGUGGAGUGGCGCGGAGGACGAGGGCUACUUCGGGGUCUGGGAAGUUACCAGUAGUGAUGCGCACUUCGAGUUACGAAGAGGCGGCCCUUGUCGGCUGGUGCCUUUGACGGGCGACGUGCCGCAGUGGCCUUCCAUUAGGCAAUUGCCGCCGAUCGCGCGCGACGGGCGCUUCGUGCCGUAAGUAUCUCGUGUGUUU
This is a messenger RNA of Pelagomonas calceolata, 1772 nucleotides long. Lineage: Eukaryota; Pelagophyceae; Pelagomonadales; Pelagomonadaceae. The record is from the annotation of a GenBank genome assembly.